Molecule: messenger RNA, 3757 nt
Organism: Xenia sp. Carnegie-2017
Lineage: Eukaryota; Metazoa; Cnidaria; Anthozoa; Malacalcyonacea; Xeniidae
Product: phospholipid-transporting ATPase ABCA3-like
Exons: 11
Coding region: 391-3684 (1097 amino acids)
Biological process (GO): transmembrane transport; lipid transport
Cellular component (GO): intracellular membrane-bounded organelle; membrane
Molecular function (GO): ATP hydrolysis activity; lipid carrier activity; ATP binding
Source: RefSeq, a predicted model, not a curated record
UUCACGGUAGUACUGAAAGUUGCUAGCAGUUUGUGAUACGAAUUUUGUACAAAACUAGCAUCCGUCAACCGGCAAGGAGGUCUUACAGAGUUUCUCGCUGUCACAUCACAAAAAACCUUAUAAGUAUAUGAAAAAUCUUAGUUGUAAUGCAAUCGGGUCAGAUGUAAAAGAAGCUACGUUAAUUCGUGAUUUAACAAUAGCAUUUUUUUGACUCCUAACUCAUGAGUGUUAGCAAAGUGUCACGACAAAGAUGGUGGAGUUUUUUUAUUUAAGUAAAUGGUACUUUAACUUCUUUUUUAGAUCUUAUGAGUUGAUGGUUUUGCAUUCGUGAGCUCUUUCGAAAAUUUAAGACUAUUUUAAAAGGUACCAGUUAAAAAACUUGCUGGGAGAAUGUCAAAAUUGAAACAACUUGGUCUACUGAUAUGGAAGAAUUUCAAGCUUCAAAGAAAACAUCCGAUUGGAACCAUUUUUCAAAUAGGGUUACCAAUCUCCGUGUCAUUCAUACUCCUGGCCUUGCGAUUGUUCCUUGUCACUGAUUGCCCAGCCUUGGUUUGGAAUGAAUUCAAUGUAACCUCUCCACCACCUGCACUAAGAAGAUCAUUCUCUAUAGGCUUGGCUGCAAAUAAUGCUUCUCAACUGUCACAUGAGCUUUUCAACAACCUUACAUUUUAUCUUAAUGAACAUGCUUAUCCGGAUCAAAACAUCACCUUGCAAAUAUUUCCAAAUGAGGAUGACAUGGUUAAUGAAAUAAUGAGCUCCUCUGAAGGCAACUCUACCAAAUACAUUGGAGGUAUACACUUUACUCGUCUCCCAUCAAAACAGGCUAAUUUUAUUAACUACAAGCUGCGAUUCAUCAACUCAAAGGGAGACUACUCUCGCCAUCGCAAGAAUGACUAUGGCUGGUUGACAAAGUAUGUUUUCCCGAGGUUUCAAAAUUCUGAACCAAGAAAUAAAGAUGAUUCCCUUGGAGGCAGUCCAGACUAUUAUAGUACCGCUUUCUUGUUUACCCAACAUGCAGUAGAUCGAGCUAUUAUUGGACAGUUUGCUACUCAAGACCAAAUAUCGGUUCGCAUGGAAAAAUUUCCAUUCCCAAACUAUUUUAAGGUUCCCUUCAGUUCAAUUAUUCAAUUUGUAAUCUCAGUCGUCAUAGCAAUUGCUUAUUUGUUUACUGCACUUGUGAUUGUGUGUAAUAUUGUAUAUGAGAAGGAACAAGGGCUAAAGGAGACUUUAAAAAUCAUCGGCGUCAAUCAUUGGCUUCAUUGGGUGGCGUGGUUUAUUCAAAGUUUUCUUAUUUGUCUCGUUGCAGUUGUCAUAAUGACGCUUCUUUUCACGAUAAAAUUUAACAGUAAUGGGAGUGUUAUCGACAAAACAGCACCCACAAUAUUUUUCAUCUAUCUUUUGCUUUAUAUUACCUCUUCUAUUAUGUUUUGUUUCUUCGUAAGCGUUUUUUUCUCUAAAGUGAGCACCGCUGCCAAAGUUUGUGCUAUAAUUUGGUAUAUUUCCUUCAUACUAUUCUUCUUCAUAUGGCAAUACUACGACAAAAUGUCAUUCACUCUCAAAGCAAUUGCAUGCCUCAUACCAAAUCUUGGCAUUUCUCUUGGAGCGAUUGUCAUCGGCAAGUUUGAAGGAUCCGGUAGCGGCGUUCAAUGGGAUAACCUUUUUCAUGGUGUUGAUGUGGACGACACGUUCUCCCUCGGGACUGUGUUCAUCAUGAUGAUUAUUAGUUGUGCCAUAUAUGGUAUGCUUACAUGGUAUAUCGAAAAUGUGUUCCCAGGACAGUAUGGUACUUCGAAACCUUUUUACUUCCCAUUCACCAAGAGCUACUGGUGUGGAAGCUUUGAAAAGGUAUCAAACGAUAAAGAAACCUUCCCAUUAAGAAAUGCGGAAAAUUUCGAAACAUCGAAGAAGUUCGAAAGGGCUCCUCAAGGUCUGAAUGUGGGGAUUGACAUCAAAAAUUUAGUGAAGAUCUAUGACGGAGUAAAAGGUAAAAAAGUUGCUGUGGACGAUGUUACACUAAAGAUAUUCGAGGGACAAAUUACAGUUCUUCUUGGUCAUAACGGAGCUGGUAAAAGUAGUUUGAUGUCUGUCCUUACCGGUUUUUAUUUUCCGAGUCAGGGAACUGCUGUUGUCAAUGGUUACGACAUUAGAACAAGCAUGGAUGGCGUACGGUCAAGUUUAGGUUUAUGUCCACAACAUGACGUUUUGUACGAUCGACUGACUGUUAAGGAGCAUUUGUGGUUCUUCGGAAAACUGAAGGGUCUGUCUAGUGAUGAAAUCGAUAGCAAAGUGGUAAAAAUGAUGGAGUCCAUCAAACUCGCGGAUAAAGCUAACGCUCAGACAAGAUAUUUGUCUAGCGGGAUGAAACGCAAGCUAUCUUUAGGAGUAGCGCUGAUUGGAAAAACGAAGGUGUUAAUGCUUGACGAACCUACUUCCGGUAUGGAUCCAUCUACCCGCAUGUUUACUUGGAAACUGCUUGAGAAGUAUCGUGACGGACGAACGAUCUUGCUGACGACACAUUCCAUGGACGAGGCCGACUUUUUAGGAGACCGCAUUGCGAUAAUGGCCGAGGGCAAAAUCCGUUGUUGUGGUAGUUCAUUGUUUUUGAAAAACCAUUAUAGCAUGGGCUAUCAUAUAGUGAUGGUCAAAGAACCAGAAUGUAAAGAACACAAAAUUGAUGAACUUGUUAAAGAGUACGUCCCGAAUGGCCAAUUGGAUAGUCGUGCUGGCGCUGAACUGUCCUACAUCUUGCCUCGGGAAUCUUCGCGGAAUUUUUCCACGUUGUUCUCAGAACUGGAGACUCGACGAAAGGAGCUGGGAAUUGCUAGUUAUGGCGCUUCAAUGACAACCAUGGAAGAAGUUUUUAUGAAAGUGGGAACGGAAUGUGACGACACGUUAAAUGAUAGACUCCAAGCGGAUGCAAUAAACGCUUCUGUGAGUACAGUGAAUGAUGAAGACACAUUAUAUGGACGCAACAACAGCAUGAUGCCAAUAACAAACACAACAAAGCCACAGUUAAACUACGGAAUAACCUUGUUUCUGCAGAGGUGGUGUGCUAUGUUCAAGAAACGCUUUCUUCAUUCGCGUCGACAUAAGAUAGCCAUAAUUCUUGAGCUUCUCGUGCCUCUUAUUUACACAAUGUUUGCUCUGAUUGCCAUUGAGACGAUUCCUAAGCCCGAGGACUCUCCUCCCAGAAUUUUGACGACAGCUAUGUUUCAUGAUAACAUUGCACCUUACUCAAUUGUAGGAAACCCGAACAGGGAGAUAAAUGAUCUGGUUAAAAUGUACACACACUCGGCAAGCUCGUACACUAAGUUCGUUGAUAUCGACAAGGAUAGUGCUUUCCGUGAUGGGAACAUGACAAAAUAUUUGCUAGAAAAAGCCAAAGGAAGAAACAUUGGAUACUUCAACAGACGUUAUCUGGUUGCAGCGACAUUUACUGAAGAAAAUAAGAAAGCAAUAGCCAAGGCUUGGUUCAACGAUCAAGCUUAUCAUGCGAUAGCGGUGGCACUGAGUGCAGUGGACAACGCCAUUUUGAAAAACAGUUCUGGGAAUAAAAACAAAUUAAUCACAGUGACAAAUCAUCCUUUGCCGAGAACUACGGAGCAAAAAUCAAAUGAUUUUGAUGAGUAUGUUAUUUUUUGCUUUCCAGCUUUUCCCAAACUUUCACAACAAGCGUUCCUAUAACUAUAUAGGGACAAGUAAAUAUAUUUUGUAUUUUCUUAAUGAAUAGCGUUUUAAUAAAACAUUAUUCACUGUU